Messenger RNA from Aspergillus alliaceus, 1152 nucleotides. RefSeq lists its product as uncharacterized. The transcript is spliced from 7 exons. The record is from RefSeq and is a predicted model, not a curated record. NCBI's taxonomy places the organism in Eukaryota, Fungi, Ascomycota, Eurotiomycetes, Eurotiales, Aspergillaceae. Bases 1 to 1152 code for a protein of 383 amino acids.
AUGGCUGACGGCAAUUUGACCACGGAACCAAACCUCAGUGCUCGGGAAUCUGAACAUGCUGGGAUAAGUCUUGGUCAAGACACAGCUGAACAACCUAGUAAGCCUUCCAAUAGCCAUGCUGGUAUUCCUCGGCGUAGAAAUCACUCUUUGGUCCGUCAACAAGAUCACCAGAGCGGUCCGGUCUUCAUCCCAAGCGCGAGUGCCGUAAAUCCCACGGGGAGAUGGCCUGAAUCCCCCUUGAGGACGAGCCGGCAUCUAUGGCACAAGGCGUUUCGCCACUAUCGGCGAGCUCCGUCCGCAACAAGCGGUGAAUGUAGUGGUUCCUCAAAUGCUUCGUUUGGCUUUGCUCUAUCCCACUCGCCAUCGGAUGAUCCAUUAAGCCGUAUUGCUAAAGGCAGGCUAACAAAACGUGGGCGAGUUUGCUGUACAUUCAGCUGUGAUAAGUUUAGAAGACGGUAUGAGUUGGCUCGACAUGAGAAACCCCUCCAUUUGAAUUUGGAAACAUGGUAUUGCGUGACCCAUGGGACCACCGUCUUUUCAAGAGUAACGGAAAGAAAACACUACGCUUUUUGCAACACAUUGGACCCCAAUGCAGCACACCUCGAUCGACACAACCACAACGCCUGUCGUGGUGACUCUGACAAGCGCCGCUCAUUCCGCCGCAAGGGCCAUCUGGUGCAACGUUUACGACUGGUUCAUAAUGUCGAUACUUUGCCUCUUAUCGAUGGUUGGAAAAUCGGACACCUGCCAUCCAAUCACGCUGCGCAACGUGUUGACCAUUUGGCUGGCGAUCACGAAUUUCCGCCAUCCAUUGCCGCGCAGGUUACGAACUCGUUACUUUAUCUGAUAGGCGAGGAGUCUCGGAGUAUAAUCCCAUUUUUUGCUAUCAACGCAUAUGUUCAGGAUCAUUUUGCGCAGAUCUUCUCCUUUACACAGGUGCUUGCCUUGUAUUUAAGCCGCUAUGCGCGAGAAAAAAUGAAGCAGGGUAUCAUACACACGGACGAUAUGUUUCAACAGGAGGCCAGGCGAGUUCUCUACGGGUCGGAGGACUCCUGGAAUCAGACUAUCGCUGAUAACCGCGGCUGGCUUUCUCCUGAAUCUGUAGCGGCAGAUCAACAACCAAAAGAUACCUCUGCUGGCAUGGGAAGCUAA